Molecule: messenger RNA, 3331 nt
Organism: Mus caroli (Ryukyu mouse)
Lineage: Eukaryota; Metazoa; Chordata; Mammalia; Rodentia; Muridae
Source: RefSeq, a predicted model, not a curated record
CGCGCUCGGCUGCUAAUCUGUUCUCUCGGUGCUCGACUCACCCGCGCUGCUGCCUCCGCUGAAGGAGGAGCAAAGCUCAAGAUGGCCGACAAAACGCCAGGCGGAUCUCAGAAGGCCAGUUCAAAGAACCGAUCAUCGGAUGUCCAUUCAUCUGGAUCUUCAGAUGCACAUAUGGAUGCAUCUGGACCCUCAGAUAGUGAUAUGCCAAGUCGAACACGACCUAAAAGCCCAAGAAAACACAAUUAUAGGAAUGAAAGUUCCCGNGAAAGCCUUUGCGAUUCUCCUCAUCAGAAUCUCUCAAGACCUCUUCUAGAAAACAAGCUUAAAGCAUUCAGUAUUGGAAAAAUGAGCACAGCAAAGCGAACUCUAAGUAAGAAGGAACAAGAGGAACUGAAGAAAAAGGAGGAUGAGAAGGCAGCUGCUGAAAUUUAUGAGGAAUUUCUUGCUGCUUUUGAAGGAAGUGAUGGUAAUAAAGUGAAAACGUUUGUUCGAGGCGGGGUCGUUAAUGCAGCUAAAGAUGAACAUGAAACAGACGAAAAAAGAGGUAAAAUCUAUAAACCAUCUUCAAGGUUUGCAGAUCAAAAAAAUCCUCCAAAUCAGUCAUCCAAUGAAAGGCCGCCNUCUCUUCUUGUGAUAGAGACGAAAAAACCCCCACUGAAAAAAGGGGAGAAGGAAAAGAAAAAAAGCAAUUUGGAACUUUUCAAAGAAGAACUAAAACAAAUUCAGGAAGAACGUGAUGAAAGACAUAAAACAAAAGGCAGGUUAAGUCGGUUUGAGCCUCCUCAGUCAGACUCUGAUGGUCANCGACGUUCUAUGGAUGUGCCUUCAAGAAGAAAUCGAUCGUCUGGUGUUCUUGAUGAUUAUGCACCUGGCUCACAUGAUGUAGGAGAUCCCAGCACUACAAAUUUAUACCUUGGAAACAUUAAUCCACAGAUGAAUGAAGAAAUGCUGUGCCAAGAAUUUGGAAGAUUUGGACCAUUAGCUAGUGUAAAAAUUAUGUGGCCUAGAACUGAUGAAGAAAGAGCACGAGAAAGAAACUGUGGCUUUGUGGCUUUUAUGAACAGAAGAGAUGCUGAAAGAGCUCUAAAGAACUUAAAUGGAAAAAUGAUUAUGUCUUUUGAAAUGAAGUUAGGUUGGGGUAAAGCUGUGCCUAUUCCUCCACAUCCAAUAUACAUUCCGCCUUCUAUGAUGGAACACACGCUCCCCCCGCCUCCAUCCGGACUGCCUUUUAAUGCGCAGCCUAGAGAGCGAUUAAAAAACCCCAAUGCUCCCAUGUUACCACCACCUAAAAACAAGGAGGAUUUCGAGAAGACUCUGUCGCAAGCCAUAGUCAAAGUGGUUAUCCCAACAGAAAGGAAUUUACUCGCCCUGAUACACCGAAUGAUAGAAUUUGUUGUACGUGAAGGGCCAAUGUUUGAAGCUAUGAUUAUGAACAGAGAAAUCAACAAUCCUAUGUUCAGGUUCUUAUUUGAAAACCAGACACCAGCCCAUGUUUACUACAGGUGGAAGCUUUAUUCUAUUCUGCAGGGAGAUUCUCCAACGAAAUGGCGGACAGAAGAUUUUCGAAUGUUCAAAAAUGGAUCUUUUUGGAGGCCACCACCUUUAAAUCCAUACCUUCAUGGGAUGUCAGAGGAGCAAGAGACAGAAGCGUUUGUAGAAGAGCCUAGUAAGAAGGGAGCACUCAAGGAAGAACAGCGGGAUAAGUUAGAAGAAAUCUUGCGAGGAUUAACUCCAAGGAAAAAUGAUAUUGGAGAUGCCAUGGUUUUCUGUCUUAAUAAUGCUGAAGCUGCUGAAGAAAUAGUGGAUUGCAUUACUGAGUCGCUGUCCAUCUUAAAGACACCGCUUCCCAAGAAGAUUGCCAGAUUAUAUUUGGUUUCUGAUGUUUUAUAUAACUCUUCAGCCAAAGUUGCCAAUGCUUCAUAUUAUAGGAAAUUGGACCUACCAUGCUUGAGCUUGAGUGCGGAUCUGGAACUGAGCGUGGAGGGCAGCAGUCAGCCACGUCUCCCAGGAGGGCCUGGUGCUUUGGGAAGACUGAGUAGACGGAGUGGCUGUCUACCACAAGAUGCCACCAGAGGAGGAAGGCCCUAUGGACCCCAGUGUGAAGUGUGUCAUUAUGAAGACAGUGCCACUUAUGACACAGUCCUGUCCAGCUGUGUUCAGCAACGGGUAAUGACCUGCUUCAGAGCAUGGGAAGAUUGGGCAAUUUAUCCAGAACCAUUUUUGAUCAAACUUCAGAAUAUUUUCUUAGGACUUGUAAAUAUCAUUGAAGAAAAGGAAACAGAGGAUGUGCCGGAUGAUCUUGAUGGUGCUCCCAUUGAGGAGGAGCUUGAUGGGGCGCCUCUGGAGGAUGUGGAUGGGAUUCCCAUCGAUGCCACUCCCAUCGACGACCUGGACGGGGUCCCUAUAAAGAGUCUUGAUGAUGACCUGGAUGGAGUGCCUUUGGAUGCAACUGAAGACUCAAAGAAGAAUGAACCCAUAUUUAAAGUUGCCCCAUCAAAAUGGGAGGCUGUAGAUGAAUCUGAAUUGGAAGCACAAGCGGUAACGACUUCUAAGUGGGAGUUAUUUGACCAGCAUGAAGAGUCAGAAGAAGAGGAAAACCAAAAUCAGGAAGAAGAGAGUGAAGAUGAAGAAGACACUCAGAGUUCCAAAUCUGAAGAACAUCAUUUGUAUUCUAACCCAGUCAGAGAAGAGAUGACUGAGUCUAAGUUCUCUAAGUACUCCGAAAUGAGUGAAGAAAAACGAGCUAAGCUUCGUGAGAUUGAGCUAAAAGUUAUGAAGUUUCAAGAUGAAUUGGAAUCUGGAAAGAGACCUAAAAAACCAGGCCAAAGCUUCCAGGAACAAGUAGAGCACUACAGGGAUAAACUGUUGCAGCGGGAGAAGGAAAAAGAAUUAGAAAGAGAACGAGAAAGAGACAAAAAAGAUAAAGAAAAAUUGGAAUCUCGAUCCAAAGACAAGAAGGAAAAGGAUGAAUGUACUCCAACAAGAAAAGAAAGGAAGAGACGACAUAGUACCUCUCCCAGCCCUUCUCGAAGUANCAGUGGUCGGCGUGUGAAAUCCCCAUCACCCAAAUCAGAGCGCUCCNAACGGUCAGAAAGGUCUCACAAAGAAAGUUCUCGGUCCAGAUCCUCUCACAAAGACUCUCCUAGAGACGCUAGCAAAAAAGCCAAAAGGUCGCCGUCUGGUUCAAGGACACCUAAAAGGUCUAGGCGGUCUCGCUCUAGGUCCCCUAAGAAAUCAGGGAAGAAAUCCAGAUCUCAGUCCCGGUCUCCACACAGGUCUCAUAAAAAGUCAAAGAAAAACAAACACUGACAUAUAUUUUUAAGAUGCUGUC